This is a messenger RNA of Ornithodoros turicata, 2655 nucleotides long. Its product is annotated as BUB3-interacting and GLEBS motif-containing protein ZNF207-like. The transcript has 10 exons. Gene Ontology annotation, molecular function: DNA binding. Gene Ontology annotation, cellular component: nucleus. The coding region runs from base 94 to 1323 and encodes 409 amino acids. NCBI's taxonomy places the organism in Eukaryota, Metazoa, Arthropoda, Arachnida, Ixodida, Argasidae. The record is from RefSeq and is a predicted model, not a curated record.
CUAAUAGAGUUUUUGUGGUCGCCAUUUUGCGUUGUGGUGCGCGUUGGACUUUUUUGUGUUGGUGCUCCGAUUUCUGCAAUUUAGCGUCAAAAUAUGGGCAGAAAAAAGAAGAAGCCAGCAAAGCCUUGGUGCUGGUACUGCAACCGCGAAUUUGACGACGAGAAAAUUCUCAUACAACAUCAGAAAGCGAAACACUUCAAAUGUCAUAUUUGCCACAAAAAACUCUACACGGGCCCAGGGUUGGCGAUUCAUUGUAUGCAGGUUCACAAGGAGACUAUGGACAAGGUUCCGAAUGCGUUACCUAACAAAAACAGUGUAGAUAUAGAGAUUUAUGGAAUGGAAGGUAUUCCGGAAGAAGACAUCAGGGAACAUGAGAGGCAGAAACAAGACAGAGGCGGUUCCGGCGACGAAGACGACGAACCAGCAAAGGCAGCACCAAAGCCUCCUGCCAUGCCAGCCAUGCCCAUGCCCGGCGCCAUGCCGGCGGGUAUGCCCGGGAUGCCGCCGAUGCCGAUGGGACCAAUGCCUGGAAUGCCCUUCGGACCGGGCAUGCCCCCCAUGCAUAUGGGACCAAUGGGCCAUAUGGGACAUAUGGGAAUGGCUCCUCCAUUCAUGAGCCACGGCCCAAUGCCCCCUGGGAUGCACAUGAUGGGGGGAAUGAUGCCCCCCCAGGGACCAGCCAUGCCGGGGGCACCACCCAGGGCGACCAUCUCGGCACCACCGACGCCACCUGCAAAGCCUCUGUUUCCUGCAGCGCAAGCCGUCGCUGCGUCAACGAGCGGGCAGACGACGGGGUCGCCGUCGGCUGUCAAACCAACAUUCCCCGCUUACAGCACGGCGUCCACGACCCCGACGAGUACGUCGUCCCCUGCCGAUACAGCAGCCGGAUCGUCGGGCAACAAAGCCGUGGUUUCGGCACCACCGGACAUCAAGAAACCGAACCUCAUCGCCACGACUGGGGCCAGCAGCAAGAUUAUACAUCCCGAGGAAGACAUAUCCCUUGAAGAACGUCGUCUCCGGCUAUCGCAGUACAAGGCGUUCGUGGCAGCCGAGGCUUCUCCUGUACCACCGUCGUCUGUGCCUACGUCUUCGGCUGCGACUUCCAUGCCGGCUAGCAGUAUGGCGAUGGCAGCGAAAGGCAUGGCGCCUCCCAUGAACGGAGGAAUGGUGCGACCGCCCAUGGGCAUGCCUCCAGGUAUGGCUCCGGUGAUGCCCCCUGCACCCUUUCCACAUCCCGGAGCCCCUCCGCAGAUGGGAUACCCACCACGGGGUGCCGGUGGACCCCCACUCAUCCCACCGCCCAUGAUGCAGAGGCCCUUCUGAGGCACCGACGGCCACCCAAAACGGCGGGACAUUAAAAAGAACAAACAACCGUGCCGACACAACACAGAUAAGUGUCGUUGUAACCACUCCGUUGAAUCUACGGUCGUCAUGACGAUGUGGGGCGGUCAGUGUCCCUUCAUCUUUGUUUUACAUUUUCUUGUUGUGAAUACAAAGAGGACUUUGGAGCUGCAGCGGCAAGAAAACGUUUGUUUCGUUUUUCUGUUAGUUUGUAUCAAAGUUAAUGGGGGGGUACUAGAACAGUUCACAGCACAAACAUUAGGCAUAAACAUUUUAGAUAAACUUUUUCACCGUAAGACCAGCCUUUCACGAGUUUUGCGGGCAGGAGGUUGUCUUUGAGGUGGUUUCCUGCAUGGGUUGCAGUGCGUGUGAUUGGAUCUGACUGGCGUCGCAUCGUAAGAUUGCAGCCAGAUGAAGACGCUGAAGAAUAAGACCCUGCGAUUAGAGUGCUUAACACAUCAAAGAGCCAAUACCGUGUAGUAUGCCUUCAUGUAACACUUCAUAUAAGCUCAGUGUUGCUCAUGUGCUCAUGCCAUUGCAGCCAAGUAAAGCUGCAAAAGAAAUUGUUCUCCAUGCCUGAACAUCGUUUUGCAUUUGCACAACCAAAUAUUUGAUUAAUGUCACAUUUUUUAAGAAUCAUGGUAUCACGUCAAUUAGCAGUGGGAUAGGAAAGUGAAAUGUUCGCGAGGCAAUGCUACAGAAAUGUGUGCGCCUAUCACGCGCUAAAUGAUCUUAAUUUCAUUAUCUUUCCCCCAUUCUGACUGUUUGUUUUUGUAUAUAGCUGUUGCAAUGAAAGCCGCCAAACGAAUUCUAGAGGCGCUAGGAGCGUGUUUACUGUACGUCAAAAUCCAACUUAUAUACUACUAUCUGAUCCAGUAAGAAUAGAGCUUGCACAAAACAUUGCUGAUGGACUAGAGAAGCUCUAGUGCGAUCCUGAGAGCAGGCAAUUUCAUGUUCUCGGCCCAUGCACGAGCAUUCACGAUUAUUUCAUUUUUGCUCAAGUCACUUUCUGUACUUGACCGUGUUCACUGCUAGCUAGUACAACAUAAGUCAGCAGCGAGGAAAAAUAGUAAGUGUUAAACAAGGUACUGUACUUUUUCACUUCUGAGCCGUGUGGAUGCUUGCAAAUGAAGGACUCUUUUGAGAUUUUGUUGUUGUCCACGCUUUACGUUUUGUGGGCCAAGGUAAGAAGUUAGGUAGGUGCAUCUCAUUCCUUACUCUGUCAAGGGUGGAAACUGGAACACUGUCCGCCGCAAAAUUUGUGUUGUGUUUUAUGAGCUUGUUCUCAAUAAAACGCUGUAUGUUUGUCAUCAA